Molecule: messenger RNA, 2503 nt
Organism: Zingiber officinale
Lineage: Eukaryota; Viridiplantae; Streptophyta; Magnoliopsida; Zingiberales; Zingiberaceae
Product: conserved oligomeric Golgi complex subunit 4-like
Exons: 2
Coding region: 57-2369 (770 amino acids)
Source: RefSeq, a predicted model, not a curated record
UUAAGGUUUGGACAAAAGACUCCGGGCAAAGCCAGAUCCAUCCCCAUUUGGCUGCCAUGGCGGUCGUCUCCUCUCCUCUUCCGGUGGCGUCCGCCGACCACGACAAAUCCUCCGCCUCCCCCAUCACUCCCACCGCCGCCGACGUCUCGUUGGAAUCCUUGACGACGACGGUGGACUUUGGAGCCGCGGAGGCCGUGGCUCUGGUGCGGUCGCUGACCGAUGUGGGCGCCAUGACUCGCCUUCUCCAUGAGUGCGUCGCCUACCAGCGUGCCCUCGACACCCGCCUCGAAUCCCUCCUUGUCCAGCGUCCCGACCUCGAUCGCCACCUCCUUGCCCUCACUGGCCCUCGGUCUUCCCACCUCCUCGACAUCGCCCGCUCCGACGCGUCCCUCCUCCUCUCCUCCGCCCGCUCUACCUCCGCACUCGCUGAUCGUGUCAGCCGACAUGCCCGAGACCUCGACCUCGCCCAAUCCCGCGUCAGGGACACCCUCGCCCUCGUCGAUGCAACACUCGAUCGGUCCCGCUGCCUUGAGGCCGCCCGCCGCGCCCUCGCCGAUGACGAUCUCGAAGCGGCUGCUCGCUCCGUCCAUGAAUUCCUGCAUAUCGACGCCCGAUUCAGCCGCAGUCCCAACAGCAGCAAUGACGAGCAGCGCCAACAGCUCCUCGACGUCAAGCGCCAGGUCGAGUCCAUUGCCCGCCAGCGACUGGCUGCUGCCAUCGAACAGCGUAACCACCCUGCCGUGCUCCGUGUUGUCCAGGCCUUCCCUCCUCUUGGUCUCCAGGAUGAGGGCCUCCAGAUAUACGUCGCAUACCUGAAGAAGGUCAUCGCCCUCCGUGCUCGCCUGGAGUUUGAGCACCUGGCAGAGCUUGCGGAGCAGGCGGCUGCUGCUGCCAUCACCCAGUCUGAGCGUCCUGAUUUCAUUGGCUGCCUCACCAGUCUCUUCAAAGACAUUGUGCUCGCUAUCCAGGAAAAUGACGAGGUUCUACGGAGUCUGUGCGGAGAGGAUGGGAUCGUCUACGCCAUCUGUGAACUUCAGGAGGAGUGCGAUUCUAGGGGCACCCAGAUCCUGAAGAAGUACGUGGAUCACCGGCAUCUCUCUCGGCUCACCUCUGAGAUCAAAACCCCGAGCAGCAAUUUGCUCUCAGUUGGAGUCGCUGAGGGUCCAGAUCCAAGGGAAAUUGAGAUGUACAUGGAGGAUAUCCUUUCAUUGAUCCAACUAGGAGAGGAUUACACUGAAUUCAUGGUGUCAAAGAUCAGAGGCUUGGAGUCUGUUGACCCGGAACUUGGCCCCAAAGCUACCAAGGCAUUCAGAAGUGGGAGUUUUAAUAGGAUGUUGAAAGAGCUGAUUGGUUCAUAUGUUAUCCUUGAAGAGUUCUUCAUGGUGGUGAAUGUGCGGAAGGCUAUUGAGAUAGAUGAGCCUGUAGCUGAUAGUCUGACAACUUCUAUGGUGGACGAUGCAUUUUAUGUGCUUCAGAGCUGCUGCAGGAGGUCAAUUUCAACAUUAAACAUUAGUUCAGUGUUUGCAGUGCUGAGAGUUGCAAUGGAGCUGUUGAUCAAGGACUACCAAGAAAUAUUGCAGCAAAAAAUGAGAGAACCUAACUUAGGAGCGAAGCUGUUUUUGGGUGGUGUUGGCGUGCAAAAAACUGGUACAGAGAUUGCUACCAUGUUGAACAACAUAGACGUUAGCGCAGAGUAUGUUUUAAAGCUACGCCAAGAAAUUGAGGAGCAAUGCGCACAGGUCUUCCCCACACCAACAGACAGAGAAAAAGUGAAAUCUUUCUUAGCUGAGCUUAGUGACAUAAGCACUGGAUUUAAGCAAAUUCUACAUGCAGGUUUGGAACAGCUUGUGGCAACCAUCUCACCUCGUAUCCGACCCAUUCUGGACACUGUAGCCACCGUCAGCUAUGAGCUUGAUGACUCAGAAUAUGCAGAACAUGAGCUGAACGACCCAUGGGUCCAAAAGCUUCUUCAUGGAGUCGAGACCAACACCUUGUGGCUCCAACCUCUGAUGACAUCCAACAACUAUGAUUCAUUCAUUUACAUGGUACUCGAUUUCAUUGUGAAGCGACUUGAAGUGAUCAUGGUGCAGAAAAGGUUCAGCCAACUGGGUGGCCUCCAGCUCGACAGGGAGGUGAGGGCACUCAUCAACCAUUUCUCCGAAAUGUCACAGAGACCUGUUCGAGACAAAUUUGCCAGACUUUCACAAAUGUCAACCAUCCUUAACUUUGAGAAAGUCACAGAGAUUUUAGAUUUCUGGGGGGAGAAUGCAGGUCAUGUCACAUGGUUGCUCACUCCAUCUGAGGUCAGAAGGAUCUUAGGCCUCAGAAUUGACUUUAAGCCUGAAGCUAUUGCUGCUUUGAGUUUGUGAAUGGGUUUGCUGCUAUAUUUGCUCUAUUCCUUUGAAGUUACUCUACAUGGUAAUGAGGACCGGGGACUAUAUUAGGACUUUUAUGCUGCUACUGUUUAUAUCUUCAAAUGAGAGAUUGAUAUUGAUUUUGGUCA